This is a messenger RNA of Lachancea mirantina, 2106 nucleotides long. The record is from the annotation of a GenBank genome assembly. Lineage: Eukaryota; Fungi; Ascomycota; Saccharomycetes; Saccharomycetales; Saccharomycetaceae.
AUGAUCACCAUCAAAGAGGUUGCCAUCGACCUCACAAACUUCGUUCUCUCCAACGUCAACGAAGCCAUCUCGUUCAAGCCGCAACUGUGCUACCAGGUGCCGCCCCAGGACUAUGCCGAGUUGCGCGAACGCUACAUCGCGUUCACGGGCACUUCGAUGCGCAAAAAUAAGUCCAAGCUCUACUUUCUGCCCACCAAUAUCAGUGACGAGCUCCAGCAACUCAACGCGUCGAUUCCGGACUCGGCCAAGUCGUUUCCGCAGGACGGACACGUCUACUACAAGAACCGGCUCAUCACAGAACUCGACUUCGAAAACGUGAAGCGCGUCGAGCUUGCGUGCGCGUACAUCGCGUACGCGACCGUGAACCGCGCCGUCAACGUCGAGAUGCAGGACCCCGUACCGGGUGACAGCGACGACGACCAAGACCCAGAAAAACUGUCUCCGGCAGAAUCUACCACUCUUGCGCUCAGGCGAGGCGGUGUCAUCGGGUUCCGAGAACUUGGCUAUUUGGUCUCCAUCACUCCAUGGCAUUUCCACCGUGUUUUCAAAGUUAUCACGGGGCUCACGAUUCGCGAAUACAGCCAGCUGUGUUCCGAAUUCAUCAAGAAAAACCGCGAUAUCAUGAAUGCAUGCCGCAAGAAAGUAGAAGGUCUGAAGGCAAUGGGGUUUUCUUACUCCUGUUUCGACGAUCCCGCAUUUUUAAAAGAGGGUACCCUUUCGUACGAACCUACCGAAAACGUGGUACUUCUUCCGGAAUAUUUCAUCGAUCCAAACAAGUCCAAAGAGCAGAAGCGGAAACAGAAAGAGGCCAAAAAUGCCGAGGGUAAAUGUAUGCAACGCGUCGAGGCUCGAAAGCGUCGUAGUUCCGUUAUGACUGGGCGUAUUCGCCGUGCUUCGCAAACUAGCAUAUGUUCCAAUUCUUCCAUUCAGGACGCACUCCACAGCGAGGUGAGCUAUCCUUCUACUCCGCAAAUGAACUCACCAGAAGAACGUUCGGACUAUUCGGGCCACUCGGAGUCUGCGUCCCCAGCGGCGGCCGAUCUAAAUGCGGAUCCACUCAGAACUUUCCGCGGGUCCAUUUCUAAAUCUAGAAACGGUAGCAUUGCUCUCGCUAAUAGCAUGUUGAACUCGCUUAACGGAAAUUCCGGUAACGUGGGCAAAGUUCAAAAGCCCAGAAACAGCCUCUCUCACCGCAGAAGUAUCCACGGCGAUCCGGCUACCAUUUCAAAGGGUUUGGCGUCUCUACCUCUGGAGCAAGGUUUGGGCAACAGUUCACGUAUUCCGACUAAUCGCAAUUCAAUCGUGUCGCCUUUAAUGUCGCCUAAGAUUGACUUCAAACAUAACAUGUUUGCUGACAACUUGACUGCUGCCACGGGGGCGGGACUUCCUUCCGACUUUGGCUUCUCGGUCGAUCUCAGCGAAAGCGUGGCUCCUCAUGCUCUGAAUGCACGAGAUACCAGCCUUUACUCAAUGGGUAUGCCUCAGGAUCCAACGCAGUCGGUCAUUUCACCACCCGCCGCUGAACCCUGGGCUCUGCCUGCAAACGUGGUGCCAUUUGACGAUAUCUCAUUGCUCGCCAACAAUGAGAAUCUGGCACCCGCUCCAAACACUAUCUUAAACAAUGAUAACAUGCUAGACUUUUUGACGGGAGACCCUUCCUCGCUGGUUAAGCCUCAAGGUACGGACUUUGGGACUCAGGCGAUGGCGCCUCGGUACUCGUCGUCUCGUAACAGGGUCAACUCUGUUGCGCCGGAACCAGACGACUUGGAGCGCAUGUUUUUGAACACGGUGGGAACGACCCCGGUUUUCAGUGCGAGCGAAAAUUCUCAGCUGUUUGCCAGAGACAAUACGGACAAUACCACUGCCACUUCUACCACAAUGGACUCGAACUUAACCACGGAGACAGCCGCAACCGCGAUGGAAGGUCCCCUGGCCCAGGACAAGUUCAAUGCCUCCAUUUUUCUCGAAGAUGACAAUGCAAAUUUUACCGUCUUGUCUCCAGUGUGUUCGCCAACUGGCAAUGAAAAUGGACACGACUUUCCGCUCAAUGUUCCGUCCACAUCUUUUGAGGCGUUAAUUUCCAAUUCCAUGUUUACAGGGAAAUAG